Messenger RNA from Anoplopoma fimbria (sablefish), 5043 nucleotides. It is a transcript of the gene nrxn3a, whose product is annotated as neurexin 3a. Bases 1 to 5043 code for a protein of 1680 amino acids. The transcript has 23 exons. The record is from RefSeq and is a predicted model, not a curated record. NCBI's taxonomy places the organism in Eukaryota, Metazoa, Chordata, Actinopteri, Perciformes, Anoplopomatidae.
AUGGGUCUUGUAGGUUUUUCUAUCAGUCUGCAAGUUUUCCUCAGCACAUGUCUGGGACUUGAGUUUUUAGGUACACCAGGUCAGUGGGCACGCUUCCUCCGCUGGGAUGCCAGCACCCGCGGUGACCUCAGCUUCCAGUUCAAGACAGAGACCUCGGAGGCGCUGCUGCUGUACUUUGACGAUGGUGGCUACUGUGACUUUCUGCAGCUGUCAUUGGUGGAGGGACGACUGCAGCUUAGUUUCAGCAUCGACUGUGCUGAGACCACUGUCAUGUCUGACAGAAGGGUGGAUGACGGCAGGUGGCACUUUGCCAGUCUGAGCAGGUAUAACCUGCGCACAGUGCUAGUACUGGAUGGCCAGGCCAAAGCAGAUGAGGUGCGGCCGCAGCGUCUCUUCAUGAAAAUAGUCAGCGAUCUGUUCCUGGGUGGAGUGCCUCAGGAUAUCCGCCAAGGUGCGCUCACACUGCCCACGGUGCAAAACAUGCAGCCCUUCAGGGGCUCAAUUAUAGACCUCGAAUAUGGCAUCUCACACCCCCUAUUCCUGGGAAGCCUUAAGGUUCCCCUGGAGUCAGAAGGAUGGUGCACGGUGAACCCGUGUGAGAAUGGAGGUACAUGCUCGGUGAUGGAUGGAGAGCCCGUCUGUGACUGCUCCAAAACCGAAUACAAGGGCCGCUUCUGCAGUGAAGAGGUCAACAACAAUAUGCCAGGCUUUGCACAUAUGAUGGCAGAACAAGCUAAAAGCAAAGCCAGGGAAGAAAAUGUGGCCACUUUCCGUGGCUCAGAGUACUUCUGCUACGAUCUCUCGCAGAACCCCAUCCAGAGCAGCAGCGAUGAGAUUACGCUAUCUUUCAAGACGUGGCAGCGCAACGGCCUCAUCCUCCACACCGGCAAGUCAGCUGAUUACGUCAAUCUGGCACUGAAAGACGGCGCCGUCUCCCUUGUUAUCAAUCUGGGCUCCGGAGCCUUUGAGGCCAUUGUGGAGCCAGUCAAUGGGAAGUUCAACGACAACUCUUGGCACGAUGUCAAAGUGACCCGCAACCUUCGGCAGGUCACAAUAUCAGUGGAUGGGAUUCUGACCACUACGGGUUACACCCAGGAGGACUACACGAUGUUGGGCUCUGAUGACUUCUUCUAUGUGGGUGGAAGCCCCAGCACCGCUGACCUACCUGGAUCUCCAGUCAGCAACAACUUCAUGGGUUGUCUCAAGGAGGUGGUGUAUAAGAACAAUGACAUCCGUCUUGAGUUGUCCCGCCUGGCUCGCAUUGUGGACCCUAAAAUGAAAAUCCAGGGUGAGGUAUCCUAUAAGUGUGAGAAUGUGGCCACUCUGGACCCCAUUUCUUUUGAGACCCCCGAGGCCUACAUCAGCCUCCCAAAGUGGAACACCAAGCGGAUGGGAUCCAUCUCUUUCGAUUUCCGCACAACCGAGCCCAAUGGCCUCAUCCUCUUUACCCAUGGCAAACCUCAGGAGCGCAAAGAUGCUGUCCGCAGCCAGAAGAACACCAAGGUGGAUUUCUUUGCAGUAGAGCUGCUGGAUGGCAGCCUGUACCUUCUGUUGGACAUGGGCUCAGGGACUAUCAAGGUAAAGGCAACCCAGACAAAGGUCAAUGAUGGUGCCUGGUAUCACGUGGACAUCCAGAGAGACGGUCGCUCAGGGACCAUAUCCGUAAACAGCAGAAGGACCCCAUUCACAGCAAGUGGUGAAAGUGAGAUUCUGGACUUGGAGGGCGACAUGUACUUGGGGGGGCUUCCCAGUGACCGCACCAACCUCAUCCUGCCCACAGAGCUCUGGACGGCGAUGCUCAACUAUGGCUACGUGGGCUGUAUCCGUGACCUUUUCAUUGACGGUCGAAGCAAAGACAUCCGUCAGAUUGCUGAGGCACAAAAUGGCGCUGGCAUCAAACCCUCAUGCAACAAGCAACCUGGCAAGCAGUGUGAGAGCUACCCAUGCAAGAACCGAGGAGUCUGCAAAGAAGGCUGGAAUAGAUUCAUCUGUGAUUGCACUGGCACUGGCUACUGGUCACGCACCUGUGAGAGAGAGGCUUCCAUCCUUUCCUAUGAUGGCAGCAUGUAUAUGAAGGUGGUGAUGCCGACAGUCAUGCAUACUGAGGCUGAGGACGUCUCCCUGCGUUUCCGCUCCCAGCGGGCCUAUGGCCUCCUCAUGGCCACCACUUCCCGAGAAUCGGCCGACACGCUCAGGCUGGAGUUGGACGGCGGUCGCGUCAAACUCACGGUCAACCUAGACUGUAUCAGGAUAAACUGUAACUCCAGCAAGGGACCGGAGACCCUGUAUGCCGGGCAAAAGCUCAAUGAUAAUGAAUGGCAUACAGUGCGAGUGGUGCGUCGCGGCAAAACCUACAAGCUAACUGUUGACGAUGAUGUAGCAGAAGGACAAAUGGUGGGCGACCACACUCGCCUGGAGUUCCACAACAUCGAAACGGGCAUCAUGACAGAGCGUCGAUUUGUUUCCAGCAUCCCAUCCAGCUUCAUUGGUCAUCUGCAGAGCCUUAGAUUUAACGGCAUGCUCUACAUCGACCUGUGCAAGAAUGGUGACAUUGAUUAUUGCGAGCUCAAUGCACGCUUUGGGAUUCGUUCUAUCAUCGCCGACCCUGUCACCUUCAAAUCCAAGAGCAGCUAUCUGAGCCUGGCCACCCUGCAGGCCUACACAUCCAUGCACCUCUUCUUCCAGUUCAAGACCACCUCCCCAGACGGCUUCAUAAUCUUCAACUCUGGAGAUGGCAACGAUUUUAUCGCUGUAGAACUGGUAAAAGGAUAUAUCCACUAUGUUUUUGACCUUGGAAAUGGGCCCAACCUCAUCAAGGGCAAAAGUGACAGGGCAUUGAAUGACAACCAGUGGCACAAUGUGGCCAUCACCCGAGACAACAGCAACACCCACACACUGAAAGUCGAUGCUACAGCCACUAGUCAGAGUAUCAAUGGGGCCAAGAAUCUGGACCUGAAAGGUGAUCUGUUCAUCGCAGGACUGGGACCAGGCAUGUAUAGCAACCUGCCUAAACUGGUGGCUUCCAGAGAAGGCUACCAGGGCUGUUUGGCAUCAGUGGACCUCAACGGUCGACUGCCUGAUCUCCUCAAUGAUGCCUUGUUUCGCAGCGGGCAGAUUGAGCGUGGAUGCGAAGGUCCCAGCACCACCUGUCAGGAGGACUCCUGUGCAAACAUGGGUAUUUGUAUCCAGCAGUGGGAGAACUACACCUGUGAUUGCUCCAUGACCUCCUACACUGGCACACAGUGCAAUGACCCUGGCACGACAUACAUCUUUGGCAAAGGAGGGGGCCUCAUUACAUACAAGUGGCCAGCUAAUGAGAGACCCAGCACCAGGACAGACAGGCUGACAGUCGGCUUCAGCACCUCCCUGAAAGAUGGCAUCCUGGUCAGGAUUGAAAGCGCACCUGGUCUGGGGGAUUAUCUCAUGCUGCACAUUCAACAAGGCAAAAUUGGAGUGACAUUCAACAUUGGCACAGUGGAUAUCAGUGUGCAGGAGAGCAGUACCCCAGUUAAUGAUGGGAAGUAUCAUGUCGUUCGCUUCACCAGGAAUGGUGGCAAUGCUACACUCCAGGUGGAUAACUGGUCAUUCAAUGAGCACUUCCCAACAGGUAACAGUGACAUUGAACGCUAUCAAAUGGCCAAUAAGAAAAUUCCUUUCAAAUACGCCAGACCAGUAGAAGAGUGGCUGCAAGAGAAAGGACGGCAGCUAACAAUUUUCAACACUCAAGCAACAGUCGCAAUUGGUGGUAGUGAUUACGGCCGGCCCUUUCAGGGUCAACUGUCUGGCCUUUAUUACAAUGGCCUCAAAGUGUUGAACAUGGCUGCUGGGGGCAACCCCAACAUCAAGAUUAAUGGAAGUGUGAGGUUGGUAGGUGAUGUGCCCAGUGUAGCAGGCUCAGGCAGGAGCACAGCCAUGACUCCAGAGAUGUCCACUACCUUCAUUGAGACUACUACCAUGAUGUCUACCACUACCACACGAAAACACAGAUCCUCCUCAACUGUACAGCCUGCGGCAGAUGACAUUGUGUCAUCUGCAGAGUGUUCGAGUGAUGACGAAGAUCUGGAGGAGUGUGAAACUAGCCAUGCAGGUGGGCUAGGAGCUGAGUUAGUCAUCCCAGUACUUCAGGAUCCAUUAGCGCACCCCUCUGUAGCUCCUCGUACACCCUUCAUUCCCACUCCCUCAACACACCACUCACUCCUCACCAUUGUUGAGACCACCAAAGAGUCCCUGUCCAAGGCCACUGAGGCGGGGGUACCUUGCUUGUCGAUCCGAGGCAGCGAUGAUUGUGAUGAUGAUGGCUUGGUGAUAUCGGGGUAUGGCUCUGGGGAAGCGUUCAAGUCUAACCUGCCCCCUACUGAUGAUGAAGAUUUUUACACGACCUUCUACUUGGUAACAGAUAAGACCUCAUCCACGUCAGGCUUUGAAGGUGGCUACAAAGCUCACGCACCCAAGACUUUUAGACCUAACAAUCCUUCAAUCCCAAUCUCCAAACGUGUUAGGACUGCCACUACCGCCACACUACUAACCGCCGACCAGAGCCGCACCACCGCCACCUCUGCCUCCACCGCACCCCUCAACAAUCCUCCGGCCAAACAGCCGGCUGGCAAAAUGAAUAACCGCGAGCUAAAACCCCAGCCCGACCUAGUGUUGCUUCCAUUGCCCACAUCCUUUGAGGUAGACAGCACCAAGCUGAGGGGCUCAUUAAUAACCUCCCAAAUGUUCCGUAAUAUACCCACAGCACUCCCCACAGAGCCCGGCGUCAGGCGAGUUCCAGGGCCCUCGGAAGUGGUCCGUGAAUCUAGCAGCACCACCGGGAUGGUCAUCGGAAUUGUGGCGGCCGCAGCCCUGUGCAUCCUCAUCCUUCUGUAUGCCAUGUAUAAGUACAGGAACAGGGAUGAAGGCUCCUACCAGGUGGACGAGAGCAGGAACUACAUAACCAACUCAGCUGUGCAGAGCAAUGGCGCUGUUAUGAAGGACAAACAGCAGAGCUUGAAAGGCAGCAACAAGAAACAGAAAAAUAAGGAUAAGGAGUACUAUGUGUGA